Messenger RNA from Phytophthora sojae, 2340 nucleotides. RefSeq lists its product as hypothetical. Bases 1 to 2340 code for a protein of 779 amino acids. Lineage: Eukaryota; Oomycota; Peronosporomycetes; Peronosporales; Peronosporaceae. The record is from RefSeq and is a predicted model, not a curated record. The transcript is spliced from 2 exons.
AUGUGGCGCCGACUGGCUGCGGCAGUGGCUCGCCGCUCGCCGAAUGCGCCUCGCGUGGACGUUCUCAGGCUUCGGACGUGCCGCCCACUAGCGUUGUCAUGCUCCCAGCACCUGCUCGUAUCUGGCCGACCGUUUUCUUCCAGAGAUCGCGAUGCGUCGCGCGUGAAUGACGUGAAAGUGCGGGACAUCGAGCUGCGCGAGCUGGUGCGGCGGCCGUGGAUCGAGAUGCAGGAAUAUUACGGACCCGUGGAGAUGGCCAAGGUGGCGCCGGAGAUCGUCGAAGACUUUUACGAGGCCGCGAGAGUGUGCAGGCUCUCCAAACUGCAGCGCGACGUCUUCGACUACAUGGAAGCCCAUUAUCUCGAGCGCAUAAGCUUCGAGAUGUACGGCCAAAUGUUCAACAUACUCACGUUCGCCAAGGAUCCGCAGAGGAUGCGGGCUAUUUUCGAGCGUGCCAUGACCAGGUACGACCCUGAGCAAGGUCAGGUCCCGCCCGAGAUCGUCUACCGACUUGGAAUUACCGCCGCUAUUGCGCUUAAAGACUACGUGGGGGUGAAGAUGCUGGUGCGUGAUAUGGAAACAAAGGGUGCUAAGCCCUCGGUUGAAAUUGUAAGCCGCGUGAUGGUGGCCCAAGCUCAAAGUGGCGACGCGAAGACUGUGUUGGCGGCCGCGGAAAAGCUGAAUCCGCAAGAUGGACGGAAGUGGCACGAGGCCGACAUCAACCGCAUCAUUACUAGUUUGGGUAUCGCAGGAGAGCCUGAUGCAGCCUUCGACUUCUACCGAAAGUCGCAAAUGCGUUUGUCUCCACAGACAUGCAUGAAGCUGAUGCUGGUUUGCCGCGGAAAUUCACGGCCUAAGCAUGCAUUUGCAAUUUUGGCUAACCGCCGUCGCUUUGGCCUGAAAAUGAGUCCGUUCCAGUAUCCGACGUUGCUGGAAAUCAUUGAGGAACUGGGUAUCGCGGGGGCGCCUGGGAAUGAAAUGGCCCUCAUUCUCAAAGAGAUGCGUGAUAAUAGCGUGCAGUUCAAUGACCGCGUGCAUGCACUGAUUGCUCGUAACCAGCAGCAUCUACACGGCACAGCGUUCAUGUUGACACCGUCGAUCUCAGACGUUGGGGAUGGAAAAGAAGAUGGAGUGGAGUUAGAAGCGCAGGCACGAACAAAAGAGGCGGACAAGCCGCUACUGCGAGAGUUGCUCGACUCGCGCAAGUUUGCUCAAGCUGCUGCUAUCGUCAACUCGUACCUAUUGCCCGUCAGCGACGACGUGAUAAAGGGGGAUAGAAUUGAGGAGGCUAACUCGGUUGGAGAAGAACCAGCAAUUGUUCCGGACUGGCUGGCGGAUACGGCGAUUGAGGCGUAUUCGCAGAACCAGGAGGUAGCCAAAGUGCGCUCUUUGGUACGCGGGUUCAUGUGUGUUCGUGGGGAUUUCAAGCAUGCGCUCUCUCGCGUGGUUGGCCUAUUUGGUGGCAAUGGCAAGCAGCGCGAUAGUCGUAUGGUGUACGAGGCCUUUUUGGCGAUGCAAGUCCAGGGUUUUCCGAUUUUCCGUGUCCGAGAUGCGCUGACCCGAUUCAAGCAGCAUCAAGACUCGAAGGCCGCUUUCAAGCUUCUGAUGCAGGUAUCGGGGCAGAUUGCUGAAGCUCUGCGGGACUCGAACUGCAUCGAAAACGCUGCGAAGCACCAAGAAGAUUUCAUGCGAGUGCUCGAGAGAUCGGGUGAGCUCAACUUUGACCCAGUGCGUACAGUGCGCGAUGUGCUGCGAGUGCUCUUAGCAUCGAAAGAGCUGGGCAUAGUAUUCGCCGCGCUGGACCAACUUGCGUCAGAUGGCAUCCCCAUUAGAUCACUGGACUAUGAAACGAUCUUUAGCGCCAUGAGCAAGGCCAACAGAGCUGGCGGCAAAGUGUUUUCAGUUGAGGACUUCAUGAAGGUUUGGGAGGACAUGGCUCGACGUAGCGUAGCCCCUAGCAAGGCUCUGCUUCGUCUGGUGAUACCGGUGCUUUGCGGGAAUGAUAACAUGGAUGGCAUCAGCGACAAAAGGAAACGCAGACAGCUUGCUGUUAUAGAAGGCUACCAGCAGGCUGCGAAGGAUCGUCGUGAUAACUAUGUGCUGCCAGUCGCCUGCUUUUCGACGCUGCUGGAAUCUGCCGCUGAGACGGGAAGCGUCGAGGAUGUGAAUGCAAUCCAUGCUGGCGCGGUAAGAGGGCUGGGAGCAAGCAUGAAUAAAAGGCACCUGAGCCUCGCGGAGCACAGCAAGAUCCUGGAUACGUGGCAAGCGAUCAAAUCCGAGAAGGCUGCAGCUGAGAGCGACGCAGCUCAAGCACGCACCGAAGGCGUUGAGAUGGUGUAA